Messenger RNA from Odocoileus virginianus texanus, 2395 nucleotides. The record is from RefSeq and is a predicted model, not a curated record. NCBI's taxonomy places the organism in Eukaryota, Metazoa, Chordata, Mammalia, Artiodactyla, Cervidae.
GGCUGAGGCGCCUCUCUCUCUCACUCUCUGCCCCUCCUCGCGGCUCUUUCUCUCCCCAGCACCUUGGAGCCCCUCGACCCGGCGGUAGCGGGGACCUGAGCGGCGGCGGACGGCCUCGAAGAUGAAGUGCAAGCCGAACCAGACGCGGACCUACGACCCGGAGGGGUUCAAGAAGCGGGCGGCGUGCCUGUGCUUCCGGAGCGAGCGCGAGGACGAGGUGCUGUUAGUGAGUAGCAGUCGGUACCCGGACCGCUGGAUCGUGCCGGGCGGGGGCAUGGAGCCCGAGGAGGAGCCGGGCGGUGCGGCCGUCCGCGAGGUGUUUGAAGAGGCGGGAGUCAAGGGGAAGUUAGGCCGGCUCCUGGGCAUUUUCGAGCAGAACCAAGAUCGCAAGCACAGAACGUACGUGUAUGUACUGACUGUCACUGAGAUUCUGGAGGACUGGGAAGAUUCGGUUAACAUUGGGAGGAAGCGAGAGUGGUUCAAAGUCGAAGAUGCGAUCAAGGUUCUCCAGUGCCACAAGCCCGUGCAUGCCGAAUAUCUGCAAAAACUAAAGCUGGGCGGUUCCCCAACCAAUGGAAACUCCGUGGCCCUGCCUGCCGGAGGGCGAUCCCUAAUAUUUUUGCAGAUAAAAACCCCUUCCAUCUGAAAUGCUGUCACAAAUACUUUGGAGCCUUAACUUGUUAUUCUUAGAGAUGAACAGCAAAGAUGUCCAGGAUUGUUUGAAAGAAUCAUUGAUGUGAGCCAUUAACAAAUGGAAUUGUCAAGUAUAGGUGAGCACUUCCAUGCUUCCAAGGAGACAGCUUAUCUGGUUUUCUUCCUGCAUCUUGAGACACUCCUUCCCUGUCUGUUUUGCUGACUUAUCUUGCCCUGGUCAUUGUACUGUUGUACAUGAGCGGACUCUUAUUCAGCACCUGUAGCAUUUUGUUGUGCUUUUUUCUUUUUUGAUAUGUCUGCCUUCUUUAUUAGACUGAAAGCAAAAACCACGUCUCCUUAUUCUUUGCAUAUUCUGCACCUGAGACACUACUUGAAAUAUGGCUGACAUCACUGAAGGUUCUUUGAUUCAAUUAAUAUUUUAUAAUCACUAUGUAUAAUUACAAUGGCAAAACAUUCCCCUUCCAAUCUGGUGCUAUAUGCUCUCCAGGCACCACGUGUGUGGCUUUUCUGAAUAAGACAUUUUGGAAACUUUUCAAGGCAGUUGUAGGAUAUUCAAGGACAAGAAUUACUACUAUUGCUAUGUCAUACCACACAAUGGCUAGCACAGUUUUAACAUCACUUAGGGCAACAUUUUAUAGAAUCAGUCCUUUGUGUAACAACUUCAGUGUUUUUGUACUGUUGUUAAUUUGCUUAAAAUUUUAUUCAAGAAUACCACUUGCUGUAAAACUAAUUAUAAAAAUAAAUACAAUGAACAUAAUAAGAUGAUGUGCUUUUUAUAAAAAUUUUAUUAUAUACAAAUAAUAAAGUUACUGUUUUUGCACUGCCCUAACCACUUAUUUCAUGUAAUCUUAACAUUUCUUUGAAGAAAAGAUUGUUUUUCUAAUUUUACAGAUUCAGUAUACUGUAUUAUUUGAUGUCAGAGGCAACAAAAACUGCUACAGACAGUUUCCAAAGUUAAUCAUGCCACUUAAUUUGCCUAGGUUUCUUUAUUAUCUCUUACUGAUUCAGUUGGCCACAGUUUUCAUCCCCUUUUCCAAUACACUCAGCUAGAUCCUCAUCCCACCUUGAUUCUGUAUGUGAGAAUGCAGAGGACUGAAAGACAGCUACAUUGUUGUCACCUGGAAAAUUCAAGGUGGGGGGAACUUCUAGGAGGGUGCUGAAAAUUAAAAGAUUUAGAGAGGACUUGGGUCAGCUACCUCCAAGAGAGCAACUUUAAAAAAAUGACAGAGAUGUUUAGAGGAAAUUUUAUGGGGUUCUGCCAUGGGGUUUGUGAUGUCAGCACUCUUCCCCAUCUCCCUACAGAGGCCCUAGAGUGGCCCUAAUAUGGCAAUUUUCUUUCUUUUGCAUUGUAAAGCAGUAACAUCGGAAAAAAGCUUGGGCUCCAUUUGAGUGUUACACCCUUCCACAUGGUACCAGUGAAAUGUAUUGAUUAUUCCCCCAAUUUUUAUAGAAUUUGAAAUAAAAACACAUCUCCCUGGUGUAUUGGGAUUUUUUUAGGUAUGAUAUGGUACUGUGGUUAUGUUUUUUUAAUCCUUAUCUUUUAGGGAAAUAUACUGUAAGUUUAACAGAUGAAAAGAUAUGCUACUGACAUUCGCUUAGAUGGGGUGAGUGAGCAUACAGAUGAAAUUGGCAAUAAAUUGAUAAUUAUUGAAGUUGUGUGAUGGAUAUUUGGGAGUUCGUUAUACUGUUCUCUAUACUUUUGUAUAUGUUUGAGAUUUUUCAGAAUAAAAAUUGAAAAAAA